Messenger RNA from Schistocerca nitens (vagrant locust), 3074 nucleotides. RefSeq lists its product as uncharacterized. Lineage: Eukaryota; Metazoa; Arthropoda; Insecta; Orthoptera; Acrididae. Gene Ontology annotation, biological process: negative regulation of BMP signaling pathway; dorsal/ventral pattern formation; negative regulation of cell differentiation. The transcript has 5 exons. Bases 35 to 1153 code for a protein of 372 amino acids. The record is from RefSeq and is a predicted model, not a curated record.
GCCGUGCACUCUGCAGCUGCAGCUGCACGCGCAAAUGUCGGCCGCAGCCGCCACCUGCGACGUCUCCCAGUUCGUCAACGUCUCGCUCUCCGAUGCCAUCUCGCGGGCCAUCAGCGCCGCCGAGGCCGAAGCCGCCGGGCCGUCUGCAAUGAGGGGCUGCCACUUUUACAGUUCUAUGAACAGCAGAGGCUGUAAGCUGCAGAUGGCGUCGGCGUCGGCGUCCGUGUCGGCGGCGCUGAGCUGCGUGAUGCUGGCGGCGGUGGCGGGCGCGCUGCUGCCGCCCGACAACACGGGCCUGGUGGGCGUGCCCCCGGAGCGCGACCACGCCCCCUCGCUCAACUUCUGGGUGGGCGCGCCCAAGCCGCCCGUCCGGCCGCGCCGCAAGGACCUGCACGACGAGACGCUGCUGCGCAGGCUCGGCAGCGACUUCGAUCCCCGCUGGAUGCGGCGCGCGCACACCCCCUUCCAGAGCGCGCCACCAAUCCGCGAGGAGGAGCGGCCGUCGGUGUCGCAGCUGCGGCGCCUGGCCGACCAGCUGCCGCUGCCCGAGUCUCUGCCGGCGGAGCUGCGGCCGGCGCUGCGCGCGUGGCUGGUGGCGCGCGCCUCCUGCCCCAUCUCGUUCGCCUGGACAGACCUGGGCGUCGAGUUCUGGCCGCGCUGGGUGCGGCGCGGCCUCUGCGGCGACUCGCAGGCGGGCGGCGCCGGGGGCGGCGCGGGUGGCGGCGCAGACUCCGCCGAGAGCCGCGCGCCGCGCAUCCUCGACGGGCUGCUCGUCGACGAGGACGACGACGGCGACACCGUCGGCGAGGACGCGCUGGCGCCCGGCCGGCGCUCCGGGGACUCUGGCGGCGAGGGCGCGGCGGGGGCGGCGGCGGCGGCGCUGGGGGCGGCGCUGCAGGGCAACGCGAGCGACGCGCGCCGCGCCUGCUCCUGGCCGCCCGGCAUGACCUGCAAGCCGGGCGUCGCGCGCAACCUGCACAUCCUGCGCUGGCACUGCAGGCUGCGCAAGUCCCUGGAGACGAACAAAGUCUGGACGGCGGAGAGGCUGCGCAAGGAGGUGGAACGGCGCAAGAAGCGGCGCAAGAAGUACCGGUGCACGUGGCUCAAGGUGCCGUACCCCGUGCCGGAGGACUGCGAGUGCGCCUGCUCAUGAGGACGGCUCGACGCUCCACGCGGCGCAAUAACUUUUUUCUGUGAUAUCGGCAGCACUGGUCCAGUUCACGUGUUCUAGCUACGCUGUCUCGCCGAGGCGGCCACAGGACAAUCAGGGCGCGGCUUCGUAGGGAACGCACGUGCGUGUGACAGUGCCACGGUGACUUCUAGUGCCCUUACUUACGGUGUACUCAAAAUCAGUUAACAGUGGAGUUAAACUCUGCAUAAGGUCCGGCAGUGUGUGUUGGUCGGCAAAUGGGUGCGAUCAGUAACUGGCUCGCGUGCAAGUUGCACAAGAGAAUGGUCUGCAGCCGUGCGAAAUACUCUAGUGAUGUGGUAGGCAAAAAUGAUCUCACUUCGAAACUGCACAUCUCGUUUUAAACACUGAGUUUCGUAUCAGCUAAAUGCUUUUAAAAGUCCGAUUCUAAACAAGUCUCGAAAUACGUCAUGAGUUAAUUAAUAUUCAAAAUAAUCUGCUAAGAGCGUAACGGCCCUUAUGCUUCACUAGCAUUAAUUCUGAAUGAUGUUUUCGUACAAAACUGACUACAUGAGCAUUAAGAGAUAUAUAUAAUUAUUGCCGAGAAGAGCAGAAAAUUUAAAGACCGCUUCUGCCUCCACAACACAGCACUCUGUGCCUUUAUCAGUACGACUGAUGGUGGUUCUCAAUGUUCCUAUAAUUUCUUCUAGGUUUAUGUAAAACUGUAUAUUAUAUAAUCAUGACAAACUGCUAAUAGGACAAUGCACGUCGAUGUUUCCGGAGCAUGAAUAUCAGCAAGAAAUAGGUGUUAAAGAAAAUUAUAAUUUAUCUUGGGCAACACAUGUGAAUAUAGAUGAUAAUGAACUGUGUUGAACUUAGAACCUGAAUGGAAGAUUGCAUGAGCUCGUCGCCUCCGUGUUGUGCAGUUUUAUGCUGAGCACUAACACUCAUUUACUUAAAAAUGUCCUAGCUGUCUCCAAAUCAGUACACCCAUAACAAAGAUUCCUGCUGCGUAUAAACAUAUACAUAUAUAGUUUGUAAUGCAUUAAUUUUAUUUCGUUUUUUUACAUUAAUAACAUUUGUUUUAAGGGAAACAGAAUGAACAAGCUCAUUGCCAUACUUUUCCAAAGAUCUGUAUAGACAGGCAAAUCAAAUUCCCCAGCAAAGAAACUGCAUUGCACCUUGUUCUUUCACAGCUUAUGGUUCAUAUCUCACUUCUUCAGUUCACUGAACAGUAAGAAGAAAGUACUAUCAAUUACUAUUUGCGAGGGGAGGGGGAGGGGGAGGAGGGAUUAAUUUUAAACAAAACAGAUUCAAUGUAAAAUUUUAGAAUGGGUUAUCUCUUUUGGUAGAAGCGUUUACAUAUAGUUAUGUAUUUUUGGCGAGAGCCUACAAAUCAUUCGUAUAUCGUCAACAGAAUAUAUAUAUAUAUAUAUAUAUAUAUAUAUAUAUAUAUAUCAUCGAGUGAAAUGGUAGAUCAUGGUCGUUCGAGCCACUGAGCUACGAAUCUUGCAACUCGUACCACUCGAGAUUGUUUCAUGCUUAUCAGGUUCAACAAUCAACUGUUGCAGCUGACACCAUGGCCAAAUAAAGAACCAGUACUUGGUGAUUUCGUCGCGUCAACAAAGGAUACGGACAAUUAAAAGAGUUGUUCGUCAAUAACGAGACUUGCGCUUUCAUGUACAGGAGCGUAAGUUCUCCAAUCAUAUGGUUUUUGUGCUUUCAAUCUGUGGGUAGAAUGAUACAGGUUAGACAUGAGUUCCAUCAUUGUAAUUUACACCUAUAAAAAAGGCACGAGCUCAUUCUUCAGUUCAUUCAACCACACUUAUGUGAGAAGGUUUUCCUCUAAAGUUUAAAUGAAAAUAGUGUAGCCAAGGAUGAAACAUUUUAUUGUCAUCGUGCAUUCUAUAUUUUAUCAUCAAUCUAGGUUUAAUGAUAUGUGAAA